This is a messenger RNA of Tripterygium wilfordii, 546 nucleotides long. RefSeq lists its product as uncharacterized. Bases 1 to 546 code for a protein of 181 amino acids. The transcript has a single exon. Lineage: Eukaryota; Viridiplantae; Streptophyta; Magnoliopsida; Celastrales; Celastraceae. The record is from RefSeq and is a predicted model, not a curated record.
AUGGUGAGCGUCUCAACUGCAAGAACGUCACGAGAGCUUUGGACAGAUCUGAAAAAUAGGUAUUCAUCUGCUAAUCCCACUAGAGAUUUUGAAUUGACAAGAUCUAUAUCAACUAUCAAACAAGCAGGUGCACCUAUCACAGAAUACUAUGUGAAGAUUAAAACACUCUGGGAUGAACUAUAUCAGUAUAAGUUGCUGCCUGUGUGCAAGUGUGGUAGCUGUUCAUGUGGAGCUGACAAAAUCUCUAUGGCUCAACAGAACAAGGAGAAACUACUUCAAUUUCUAAUGGGCCUGGAUGAUCAGUACGAGCAUGUCACGAAUCAAAUUCUGCUGAUGGACCCUCUGUCAGAUGUGAAUAAAGCUUAUGGUCAAAUAAGUCAAGUUGAAAGGAAGCAAACAGUCGACCAAAAUGACAAGAAGAAUAUGGUCACACAAAAGGAAACUGAUAUCCAGGAUUCCAUAGCUAUGCAAGUGGGAACUCAGGCUGCUGGAAGGAGCUCACAUGCUGGAACCAACAAUCAUAGAUUCAAAAGGAAUAGCUCAUGA